CCACCAGUAUUGGGGAUGCUGAGCUGUGGGGUACAGGCCUGAGGAGGGGUGGGAGUAAGAAGGGCUGUGGAAACUGUCAGGCCAUGAACCAGGCUGACCCUCGGCUCAGAGCAGUGUGCUUGUGGACUCUCACAUCAGCAGCCAUGAGCAGAGGUGACAACUGCACGGAUCUGCUGGCACUGGGAAUCCCCUCCAUAACCCAGGCCUGGGGACUGUGGGUCCUCUUAGGAGCUGUGACGCUGCUAUUUCUCAUCUCGCUGGCUGCACACUUGUCCCAGUGGACCAGGGGCCGGAGCAGGAGCCAUCCAGGGCAGGGACGGUGGGUGAGGGACAACAGGGAUGGGUUGACUGAGAGUUCUCUCUUACCGAGAAGUCCCCACUCAUCCCCUAAACUGUGUUGCAGCUCUGGAGAGUCUGUGGAAGAGGUCCCGCUGUAUGGGAACCUGCAUUAUCUACAGACAGGACGGCUGACUCAAAACCCAGAGCCAGACCAGCAGGAUCCAACUCUUGGAGGCCCUGCCAGGGCUGCAGAGGAGGUGAUGUGCUAUACCAGCCUGCAGCUGCGGCCUCCUCAGGGUCGGAUCCCCGGCCCUGGAACCCCUGUCAAGUACUCGGAGGUGGUGCUGGACUCUGAGCCAAAGUCCCAGGCCUCGGGCCCCGAGCCGGAGCUCUAUGCCUCAGUAUGUGCCCAGACCCGCAGGGCCCGGGCCUCCUUCCCCGAUCAGGCCUAUGCCAACAGCCAGCCUGCAGCCAGCUGAGAUGGAGGGCCUGGCACAGCGGGGCGUGCACUGCCCCAGCCCCCCGUAGCAGGGGCAUGACUGUUUCCCAACCAGCACCCAAAGACAGGCGCCAUUGCCAAGUCACAGGAUGUGAUCUACCCCGGACUUCCUAUCUGAGCUUCAAGGGAGACAUCUCAAGGCAAAGCUUUCGUGAUGGAGGAGGCAAAGACAGUAGCCCCCUCCUCAUUUCUUUUUUCUAUCUGUUCCUCUUAGCCCCCAAACUCCCAGGUUCUCACUUCCUUCUUCUGGAGUUUAACCAGAUCCUCCCCACCCCCGCUCCCUCAUAGUCUACCCCCACGCCUCAGUGUCUCCUCAGGCACAGGAAGUGGGCAGUGGGGGAGGGGUAAGGGCCUGACAGUGGGUGGGUGGGUAUAUUCCUCGGGAGUCCACAGACUGGAGCGGACCUGGAACUUAGAGACGGGAGGGACCCGAGCCUGGCUUUUGACCUAACAACCCUAGCAGGAGAAUAUAGUCUCCAUCCUGCUGUCUCUGUCCUGUCCCCAAGUUUUCAAAUAAAACUUUCCAAAAAGUGUU
Messenger RNA from Pongo pygmaeus (Bornean orangutan), 1313 nucleotides. RefSeq names its product signaling threshold regulating transmembrane adaptor 1 (gene SIT1). Gene Ontology annotation, molecular function: kinase binding. Lineage: Eukaryota; Metazoa; Chordata; Mammalia; Primates; Hominidae. Gene Ontology annotation, biological process: T cell homeostasis; signal transduction; regulation of T cell activation. Gene Ontology annotation, cellular component: plasma membrane. Bases 84 to 758 code for a protein of 224 amino acids. The transcript has 4 exons. The record is from RefSeq and is a predicted model, not a curated record.